UUGCAGCUUGCACCAGCUACAACCCAACCUACAUUCUCAACAACUGCAGAGUCUACACAUACAGCCCAGACAGCUACUUCAAAAUCUACAGAAGCUAAAAUCUUACCUAAAAUCAAUACCCAAUCCACAAUUACUGCACCGCAGCGUGCACCAGCUACAACCCAACCUACAUUCUCAACAACUGCUCAGUCUAUACAUACAGCCCAGACAGCCACUUACCGAUCUACAGAAGCUGAAAUCCAAACUACAAUCAAUACCCAAUCCACAAUUACUGCCUCGCAGCUUCCACCAACUACAACCCAACCUACAUUCUCAACAACUGCUCAGUCUACACAUACAGCCCAGACAGCUACUUCACAAUCUACAGAAGCUGAAAUCCUACCUACAAUCAAUACCCAAUCCACAAUUACUGCACCGCAGCUUGCACCAGCUACAACUCAACCUACAUUCUCAACAACUGCUCAGUCUACACAUACAGCCCAGACAGCUACUUCACAAUCUACAGAAGCUAAAAUCUUACCUAAAAUCAAUACCCAAUCCACAAUUACUGCACCGCAGCGUGCACCAGCUACAACCCAACCUACAUUCUCAACAACUGCUCAGUCUACACAUACAGCCCAGACAGCCACUUACCGAUCUACAGAAGCUGAAAUCCAAACCACAAUCAAUACCCAAUCCACAAUUACUGCCUCGCAGCUUGCACCAGCUACAACCCAACCUACAUUCUCAACAACUGCUCAGUCUACACAUAUAGCCCAGACAGCUACUUCACAAUCUACAGAAGCUAAAAUCUUACCUAAAAUCAAUACCCAAUCCACAAUUACUGCAACGCAGCGUGUACCAGCUACAACCCAACCUACAUUCUCAACAACUGCUCAGUCUACACAUACAGCCCAGACAGCCACUUACCGAUCUACAGAAGCUGAAAUUCAAACUACAAGCAAUGUACAAUCCACAAUUACUGCAUUGCAGCUUGCACCAGCUACAACCCAUCCUUCAUUCUCAACAACUGCCCAACCUACACAUAAAGCACAGACAGCUACUUCACAAUCUACAGAAGCUGAAAUCCUACCUACAAUCAAUACCCAAUCCACAAUUACUGCACCGCAGCUUGCACCAGCUACAACCCAACCUACAUUCUCAACAACUGCUCAGUCUAUACAUACAGCCCAGACAGCUACUUCACAAUCUAUAGAAGCUGAAAUCCAACCUACAAUGAAUGCCCAAUCCACAAUUACUGCACAACAACUUGCAACAGCUACAAUUCAAACUACAUUCUCAACAACUUCACAACCUACACAAACUGCACAAACUGAACUCCCACCUAUUACUAAAGCUGUACCUCAACCAAACUCAGAAUUAACUCAGAGUACAAAAACAGCUGCAAUCCAGUCAACAAUUAUAACCCAAUCAGCAUUUACCACAACUGCUCACAGUACCAACAGAGUCAAGACCACAACUGUAUCCCAACCUAUAUCAACAGCCCUGUCAACAACAUCAAACCCUACAAGUGAAACUACAACUCGCACUACAAUAACAAUGCAACCAACAACACACUUAGCCCAACCUACCAGUACAAUCCAAGCAGCAUUUGUAUCUGCAAACAAAUCUACAACUACAACCCAGACUACAACUCACCUUACAAUCCCACCCAACACAAUUAACACUCAGUCAACAGCUACAACCACAUCCCAACAAAUGUAUAUCAAACCAGCUUUUACAAACCAAAUAAGCACACAUCUUUCAAUCGUAACCACCCAGCUUACAUCUGCUGCAACUCAACCUACAACAAAUGCAAUCCAGCCAUCAAAUUUACCCUUGUUCCCAGCGUCAACUGUAACCCAACCAAUGCUUACAAUUACAUCCAAGCCUACUGCUACAUCACCAUCUUUAGCUAAUACAGUCCAACCUAUAACAACAACUACCCUAGUUACAAUGGCUUCAACCCAGCCUGCAACUUCACCUAUACCAGCACCUACAUCUGAACCAAAAACAACUGCGGCCAACCUUAUAUCAAAAAUUAAUACCUUAACUGCCAGACCAACCCACCUUGCCAGCACAACAACAACAUCCUCACCUUUACUUGAAACAACAGCACCCCUCACAACUACAGUGGAAGUCAGAUUUUCCAGCUCAGAAACAUUUGACCCUUUACUCUCUGACAGAAACUCAGAUCUCUAUAAAAAACGAGAACAAAGAGUCAAAAAUGAGUUUCAUCCAAUCUUUAAAAAAGUAUUCCACUUCUUCUUUGGAUUGACAGUGAUUAGGUUCAGUUCUGGAUCAGUCAUUACAUAUAUAAAUUUGCAAUUUAAUAAAAACAGUAUCUUGCCGAGUGACAAUGAGAUCAUAAGCACUAUUAUCAAUGCUACUACCACAUUUAAUAUCACCAGUGCAGAAGUGGUCACUGUAUUGACCACUACAGUCAAGCCAACCACCACACCAACAACAAAAGCCAAAACCACCACGCCAACAACAAAAGCCACAAGCACCACGCCAACAACAAAAGCCACAAGCACCACGCCAACAACAAAAGCCACAAGCACCACGCCAACAACAAAAGCCACAAGCACCACGCCAACAACAAAAGCCAAAACCACCAUGCCAACAACAAAAGCCAAAACCACCACGGCAACAACAAAAGCCACAACCACCAUGCUAACAACAACAACCACAACAACAAAAGCCACAACAACCACACCAAAAGCAAAAGCCACAACCACCACAACCACCACAACAACAACAACAGCAGUUCCUACACGCCCUCCACCAGUUGUAACUAUAGAGUUGGUCAUUUUAAUAGUAUUUACUACAGACCUUCAAAACACGCAGAGUGCAGCAUUUAAGAACCUAGCAGAAAAAGUUCAAAAUGAGUGUGACAAAGUAUACAAACAGAAGUAUGGAAAUCUUUUCAUUAGGACAGUUGUGAUUGCUUUCAGAGCUUUUGCCAGAACCCGUGCAGAAGAAAAUGUACAGGCAGAGCUUGAAUUAGUGUUUAGUCAAACAUCCACUGAACCGAUUCCCAGCAACAGCGACAUUGUUCAGACACUAAAAGAAGCAGCUGCGACCCCAACGUCGGGCUUUAACCUCACCAUUGAUGUCACCUCUAUUGUUGUCAUUAAAUCAGUGAAGAUAAUUCCACUGAUAAUCCUCACCAACGGAACCUUUGUGGCUGCGCUUACAAAUAAAAGUUCUACUGAAUUUGUGAUCUGGUCCUUGCUGAUAAAAACAGGGCUUGAACCUUUCUUCUUUGCUGAUUACCCUACAUCAUUCAGCACUUUAUCCUUAACAAAUGUCAGUGAAGCCAGAGUCAAGUCAAGGAGUGUUCCCACGCUCCGAAACAGCAUGGAUCUUACAUUCGGAGCAGACGCUGUUUUACCCAGUAGCACCCAGAUAGUGAACACUGUAGUUCGAGCAGCCAGAAACAACACGUUACCCUUCCAGAUCUUCACUUUUUCAAUUGUGGUAAAUGGUACAGAAUAUUCAUCAGGUGAAGUCAGCAGCAGGAUCAGUGUGUUGACCGCUUCAGUCCUGGUUGCUGUGUCGCUUCUGGUUCAACGGUUUAACUGACCAUAACCAGUCAUAUAAUCACAUAAUCAAAAUAAUGGAUUCAGACGGGUCUGCUCAAAUAAAAGACUCAUACAUGUAACCGCGACCCUGCCAUGGAUCAGCUCUGGCUCUGUACCUUCAGAACAGGCUAAAUCAUCUCUAGUAAUGAAAGCGCAUUCAGUUAUUUAUUCUAAAAACUUUAAAUCAUAUUGUCAUUGGUUUCUUUUGUGGUCAAUGUAAUCUGCAAAUUAACGCGUUACUUUAAUGUCAUUUAUUUAUUUUUUGUUAAUUCUGUACAUCAUGGUUGUAAUUGGAUCAGUAAAACAAUAGCGUGGGUACAACUUUAGAGUGUAUAAAAGUAUAUUAUAAGCUAUAUGUCAACUGAAUGCUAUAAUAAUACAGUAUAUAUAUAUAUAUUACACCAACAUAUAGCACUGUUGCACUUCUCCAUCCUGAGUCCUGACUCAUGAAACUUUAUUGUAAAUCUGCUGGAAUGCAUUGCAUAUUUAUUGAUCUAUACAUUUAUUGAUCUAUGGUCAAUAAAGUUAAUCUUAACUUGUUAGUCUUAAA
Puntigrus tetrazona (Sumatra barb) is the source of this 4116-nucleotide messenger RNA. Its product is annotated as integumentary mucin C.1-like. The record is from RefSeq and is a predicted model, not a curated record. Bases 1216 to 3567 code for a protein of 783 amino acids. The transcript has 10 exons. NCBI's taxonomy places the organism in Eukaryota, Metazoa, Chordata, Actinopteri, Cypriniformes, Cyprinidae.